This is a messenger RNA of Colias croceus (clouded yellow), 1432 nucleotides long. RefSeq lists its product as uncharacterized. The record is from RefSeq and is a predicted model, not a curated record. NCBI's taxonomy places the organism in Eukaryota, Metazoa, Arthropoda, Insecta, Lepidoptera, Pieridae. The transcript is spliced from 4 exons. Bases 109 to 1377 code for a protein of 422 amino acids.
AGAGGACACACAUUCAAUGUCAUAGCGCGGGAAAUGCGCUGUGUGGCGCGCGCGCUUGCACGGUGUGGCCGUGUGUGAAGUGGUCUAUGGUCUGUGUAGUGUGUGGCUAUGGCGGUCUUCGAUAAGUGGGUCGCGCUCAAGAUUAUCGAGUUUCUCUUUUGCGUAGCCUGCUUGGUGGCGAAGCGCGUGUCGAGCGACGAUGAGGCGCGGCUUGCGUUGCUGCUGCAAAAGCUCUCGAGGGAGUGGUCUCUGCUCAACUCGAUCACUUGGGACUCCGCUGGGAGCUCAUUCGCUGAUGCUACGUAUGGAGGUUACGUGAUCAUCACCUUCAGUCUGAUAUUCGCGCGAGCUUUCCAAGAGAUACCGAAAGGAAGACGAAUAUUAGAGGGCAUACUACUUGGCGUUGGAUUACUGCUAUUUAUUGUUUUGGGUGGUCUAGAGUUAGCAUCUCUAGACGCAGUACCAGAAUCUCUGACAGUCAACGCGUGUGUACUCGGCGCGCUAUCGCUCACUGUCGCAGCACUAUUCCUCCUCGACCUGAUGGGCCCCAGGGUCUAUACAGCCACUAGACCCUCCCAAACCGACACAGUGACAUCACCGAAAAGCGAUAAAAAAGUAUCCAUCUUAACACAAUCGAACACCACGAACACCAACGGCCAUCUACCAGGCGAGAAGACUAACGGCCACGUUCCAGAAAGACCGAAAGACUUACCGCUCGAUAAAACAGAAAUUAAAAAGACGGAAGACAAAUCAACGCUAUUCGAUUCUCCAAAAAGCACGCUAUCACAACUCGAGGCGCUUGGCAUUGAAAAAGACUUGGAAAAGUCAAAAUUCGGGUCACUCAGGAACAUAGAGGGAGGGAAUUAUGUGCGUCUCUCUGAUCCUCUGGCCAUCCCAGAUAGAAUGCACUAUGAGCAAGAACUUGCCAAAUUCAAUGAGAAAUACUUCAGAGAUUACCUUGAAUACGCAGAUAGCCUCGAUGGUAAAGGCAAAGGGUUACCUGUAAAAGAACAAUAUUUACCGGAAUUGCAAACACCAGUGUUCGCUAAAGUGAAAACAGGUCGAAUGCGGAGUCUUUACGACGAUGUGUCACCGACUUAUGAGAAGAAGAUGCAGUCUAAAUCUCCUACAAGAGCGAAAACAGUGGCAACUCCAACAUUACAACAGUUAGAGGAUUAUUUGAAGAGUUCUGGGAGGUCAAGGAGAGGAGAUACUCCCGCCAUGUUUCCUAUGGAACCGAUAGAGGAAAAGGAAGGGAAUGAAGGAGAUGGAAGAGCUUCAGGAACUCCCACUGACCCUGGUUACGUACAAUAUACAGCGAAAAAAUGGCCGGACAAACGAGAAUUAAGAACACCGCGACACAGUCCGACACAGUGAUUUAUUUUAUGUGAUUGAUUACCUCGUGUGAUAAUUAUCGUGGAUGUUAUAUAUU